AUGUCCGCCAUGCGCGCUCAAUUGCCCUUGCUGCGGCCGACGCGAGGUGUGCGACUGGGUCAAGCACCUUCGUAUGUCUGCCGGAAAUGUAGGGGCAUUCAGAUCAGCGCUGCGCCGACGACCGAAGCUCCGCGAGGUGGCGGGGAUAUUUUUGGAGCUCGAGGAGCAUCGCGGGACGCUGCCGAUGCCCGGUUCGAGGUCCUCGGCUCUCCCUAUUCGCUACUCUCCGUCACCUUGUCGCCAUCGCAACAGCUCUACACGAGACGGGGGACUUUGGUUGGGGUUGCAGGCAAGGCUGAAAACGCCCAAUCGACACUCUCGAUCCUCUCUCCCUUCACACGAGCCUUCCUCGGCGUUCCUUUCUUAUACCAGCGCAUUUCGUCUUCGACGCCUGUUACGGCCUUGAUAUCGACCAAGUCGCCUACCACUACAUUCUCCGUCCUUCACCUCGAUGGCACAACCGACUACAUGGUGGCGCAACGCAAUGCGCUCCUGGCAUGGACUGGCCACACCCUUUCCGUGUCCCCUCGUAUAAGCCGCGGCCUUUCGCUGGCCCACUGGGGAAGUACGCACCUCACUGGCCGUGGUCUGGUUGCGCUGUCGUCCCCGGGCCAGGUCUACGAAGUUACCGUCGCCGAGGGAGAGGAGUUCGUCGCGCACCCUUCGCACGUGGUUGCCUACUCCGUCUCGCGCAACCCGCCUCUGCCGAUGCGCCUGAAGUCCAACGUUCUCCGUUUCCAGAUCCCGAGCAUCACCGGCCUCCUCCCCGAAACGAACUUUAUGAAGGCGAUGCGCGACACGAGCACGUACAAGAAUCUUUCGAGAUGGCUGUUUGCCUUGCGCACCUCGCUGAGACGCACCAUAUGGGGUGAUCGCCUGUUCCUCCAGUUCCGGGGCCCGACGACUCUCCUCAUGUCCAGCAGGGGCGUUAGAGUCGCCGACUCCCUCACCGAUAGGGAGGUCAAUGAGAUUGCAGACGCGCCCGCGGGGGUGGUCCCGGAGGCCGUUGAGCUCACAACCAAACCCUCGGUCGAAGCGGCGACGCCGGCGUACACGGAGCAGCCCCCUUCGGCUAUUCACGUCGCGAAUGUGGCGCGCGAUGGAAAGGUCAACUUUGAAGAUGCAAAGGACCUCAAAGAGUUUGUGAGGUAG
Messenger RNA from Colletotrichum higginsianum IMI 349063, 1152 nucleotides. Its product is annotated as Altered inheritance 24. Bases 1 to 1152 code for a protein of 383 amino acids. The record is from RefSeq and is a predicted model, not a curated record. NCBI's taxonomy places the organism in Eukaryota, Fungi, Ascomycota, Sordariomycetes, Glomerellales, Glomerellaceae. The transcript is spliced from 3 exons. Gene Ontology annotation, cellular component: mitochondrial inner membrane. Gene Ontology annotation, biological process: inner mitochondrial membrane organization.